This is a messenger RNA of Theobroma umbraticum, 3321 nucleotides long. The record is from RefSeq and is a predicted model, not a curated record. Lineage: Eukaryota; Viridiplantae; Streptophyta; Magnoliopsida; Malvales; Malvaceae.
AUGGGCGCGCGCGGGCGGCGGACCGGCCGGGCCGCCGCUGGCCGCGGGCUGCCGGCCCGCCUGCGGCGCUGGGCGCCGCCGGGCGCCGGCGCCCGCCCGGGCCCGCGGCUGGCCCCGGGGGCGUCUGCCGCCGGCUGGCCGCCCGGCGCCCUCCCGAGGCGCGUGUUGGCCGGGGCGCGCCCGCGCGUCGUUCGCCCCGCCGCCCGCGCGGCCGGCCGCGGCGGGCCGGCGUCCCGGGCCCCCGGUCCGGCCCCGGCGCGCGCGCGCUGGCGCCCGCCCGGCGCGGCCCGCGCGCCGCCGCCGGCGCGCGCGGCGGCCGCGCGCCGAUCUCCCCGUGGGGAGCGUGCCCUCGGCGCCCGCUGGCGCGAGCCGGGGCCGCGCCGAGCUGUUCGCGAGGCCCGCCGGCUGCCGCCCGGGCCGGGUCACGCGCGCCGGGGGGCGGCGCGGGCCCCGCUGGCCCGGGGCGGCAGCGCGGGUCCGGCGGGUCCUCGGCCCUGGCGCCGUCCCGCCGGCCCGCUCCGCGCGGCGGGCCCGGAGGCCCGCGGGCGGGCGCCCGGCCCGGCCGCCGCCGGCGCGCCUCCGCCGCGGGGCCGCGGCGCGUCCCCGGGGCGGCGGCGCCGCGCGGCUGCGCCGCGGCCGCCGCUGUCGGGCGGCCCCGGCCACGCCCUCGGCCCCGACCCGGGCGGGGGCCCCGGUCGCACCGGGCCGGCGUGCUGCUCCGCGCAGCUCGCCCGGCGCGCGGCCCCCCGCGCCGGCCGCCGCGCCUGGCCGUCGCGCCCGCGGGGCGCUCGGGGGGCCGGCCGCCGGCCGCCCCGCGGGGCGCGCUGGGCGGCGGGGCCGGGGACCCGGCUCGCGGGCUGGCCGCCCGGGCGCCCCGCGCGGCCUGGUCUCCUGCUGCGCCCCGGCCGGCCAAUCCGGCCCCCGCCCAGCGCCGGGUCCGCGCGCGCGGCGCGCCGCGCCUGGGCCGCGCCGGGCCGCGCCUCGCCGGCACGCCCGGCGCGCUCGUGCGCCCCGCGGCGCGCUGGCCGGGCUCGGGCGGCGGGGCAGCGCCCCGGGGGCCGCGGCCGGUCGCGCCGCGCGCCGCGCGCCCGCGCGGCGCCCCCUCCCGGCGCGCGGCGGGCCCGCCGCGCGCGGCCGACGCGCGGGUCGCGCGGCCCGCUCCCGCGAACCCCUCGCGCCGCCGUGCGCGCCCCCGGAUGGCCGGCCCCGCCGCCGCCGCCCGUGGCCCGCGGCGCGCGGUCCCGCGUGCACGCCGGUCGCCGGGCGGCCGAGGCCGCGCCGCCGCGCCGGGUCGCCCAGGCGGGGGCCGCGUCUCUCCUGGCGGCCGCGCGGGCCGCGGGCGCUGCGCGGGGCGGGGGGCGCUCUCGCGGGGCCCGGGCCGCCGGGCCCACGGUGGCGGGGAGCCCCCGCGUCGGUCCCGCGCGCUCGGCGCCGGCCGCUGGGCCGCGAGGCGCCUCCGCGGUGCCUCGCGGCCCCGUCCGCGCCGGCCCGCGGUUGGGCCCGGCGCCGCGCCGGCGGUGGGCCCGCCGCGGCGCGCUGGCUUGCGGGGGGCCGGGCGGCCGCCGUCGCGGCGCCGCCCCGGGCCGCGGCAGUCGCGCGCGCGGUCGCGGCUGGGCGGCCCGGAGCGCGGGCGGGCCGCGGUGCGCCCGCCGGGCGGCACGGGCCGGGCUCGCGCCGCCGCGGCGCGGCCGCGCCGGCGGGCGCCCGGCCCGCGCGCCGCCGCCGCGUCCCGGGCCGGGCUGCGCGGGGGGUGGCGCCGGCCGCCGCCCCUCCUCGGCGUGCGCGGGGGCGGCGGCGCCGCGCGGGCGUGGGUCCCCCCCGUCGCGUGGCCGGGCGCUCGCCCGGCGCCUGCCCGCCGCCCGAGGGGUGGGCCGGUCUGGCCGGCCGGCCCGCUCGCACGUCGCGCCGCAGGGGGCCCGCGGGCCCGCUGCGGGUGCCACCGCCCGGCCCGGGCGGCGGCGCGGCGCGCCGGUGCGGGGGCCCGCGCCGGGGCGUCGCGGGUCCCCGCGCCGGCCGGGCGCCCGUGGUAGGUGCGGGCGCUCCGCGCGCCGGGGCGCGGCGGGGGGGCGGGGGCGGGCGCCCGCGUGCGCCCGUGGCGGCGCCGCCCCGGCCCUCGCUCGCCGCGCGCCCGGCGCGCUCGGGGCGCUCGCCGGUCCCGCGCGCGCGCCCGCGGGCGCGCGCGCGCCGCUGCGCCGCCCUGGGGCCUCCUUCCUCCGGGCCCGUGGCCCCGGGCCCGCGGCCGGCCUGGCGCUUCCCUGCCGCGCCGGGCCCUACGCGCGCCGCGCCCGCUGGCGCCGGCCGUGGCGCCCCCGCGGCGCGCCCUCGGGGGCGCGGCCGGCCCCCUCCGGGGCCGGCGCCCCGGGCGCUCCGGCUCGCGCGCCCCGGCGCCCCGCGCCGGUCUGCGCGCGCGGUAGCCGGGACAUCUGGUCCUGUUCUCUUGCCCUCAGCCAGCCACGAGACCCACACGCGCGCGCGCCGCGCAGCGCCGCGCUUGCGGCCCGCGCCGACGGCCUUUGGAAGCGCGGGCGGCGGGCGGGGGCGGGGCGGGGGGCGGGGGGGGGGCCGGGGGGGCGGGGCGGCGCGGGGGUGGGGGCGGGGGCGCGCGGCGGGGGGGCGCCGGGCGGUGGGCUGCGGCCGGCGGGUGGGGGGGCGCGGCGCGGGGGAAACCGCGGAGCUGCUCUUUCUCGCUGCCUCUGUUUGUUCUCUCUCCACGCCCCGCCGAGCGCACAGACUCGCCUCGGCGGCGACAGGGUUCCGGGCGGGGGGGGGCGGCGCAUGACACCUCCUCUGUUCCUCGCUGUUUCGUCUUUUCGCGCCGUCUGUGCUCUGUUGUCGUCGUCGGUCUGGGCGGGCCUUCUUCGGGCUCUCGCGUCGUCUGUGUUUCCUCGCCCUUGUUGCGGCGCGCACCCUGUCUUGUCUCGGCGCCUCUGGGGCUGCCGCGUCUGCUCUCCUGUCCUUGCCUGCGCCGUCCGUGGCGGCGCAUGCUGUCCUGGUGUGCCAGGCCGCGGUGGCGCGCACUUCGUGUCACGCUCACCUUGGGUCUCACCGGCGGGGGCCCGCGGCGGGGGCGGGCACCGCCGAGCAAGCACAAACCUCUGCUUGGCGCUGCUCGGAGCACCAUUUCCGGGGUGUCAUCUGCUGUCGUCUGGUCGCGUCCCGCGCCCGCCGCGCGCUCGCGACCCGGGCCCCGGCCGGCGGCGCCCGCCCGUAGGCACUCAUCGCACGGCUGGCUCUGCAUCGCGCGUCGCCGCGUGGGGUCGCGCGCGCAGGCGCGGCGGCUCCUUCUCCUCUCGUCCUCGGGGCGGUCGGUCUCGCCUCUGA